AUGUUGACAAUGGCUCUUGAAGCCUUAAAUUUAAUGAUUUGCAACUAUCCUUUUUAUAUAUCCGAAAUUUUGAAGAAUGAUGCAAUACCAAUACUAGUUGAUUUAGUAGUUACAGCACAUGAUGAUACUUCUAUGAUGCUAAUAUUGUGGCUUUUAUUCAAUUGUACGAUAGAAGGAGCUGGUUCUCAUUUAUCUGAAUUUAUUAGCGCUUUAGAACACUUGACUUCACUUCAGAUGCCACAAAUUACACAAUUCUUGUUUUAUAUCGCAUCAAAUAUAUGUAUUUCAAGGCCAGUUGCAGUUGCAUUUGCAAAUUUACCUUAUUUUAAUAAACUCAUCAACAAAGCGAUGACAUGUGAUAAUAUUGACCUUAGAUCAGCAUCAUACAUGCUCAUUACUCAUAUUUUAACAUGGUAUUACGCAGUUUAA
Trichomonas vaginalis G3 is the source of this 429-nucleotide messenger RNA. RefSeq names its product armadillo (ARM) repeat-containing protein family. The coding region runs from base 1 to 429 and encodes 142 amino acids. The record is from RefSeq and is a predicted model, not a curated record. The transcript has a single exon. Lineage: Eukaryota; Parabasalia; Trichomonadida; Trichomonadidae.